Molecule: messenger RNA, 1098 nt
Organism: Fusarium oxysporum Fo47
Lineage: Eukaryota; Fungi; Ascomycota; Sordariomycetes; Hypocreales; Nectriaceae
Exons: 4
Coding region: 1-1098 (365 amino acids)
Source: RefSeq, a predicted model, not a curated record
AUGUAUGAUCUCUUUAUGGGCACUCAGCCAACAGAGAUCACGAAACCACCCGAUGUAUCUGUAGGCUGCACUCAUAAUGUCCUCGAUCAGAGGGAUAUCACGCAGAACACCAAAGUAGAUACCAUCCAGGUCUCCGCCCAACUUUACCAAAAGGCUCUACAAUUGGCCCUGUCGCCCCUUUCGUUUCUUGAUCCCAAGUUUUCAGGGCUUCAUGACACCGAAAGCAUAGGAAGGACUGUCCUUUCAGUCAGAAGGCUAGGUUUGAUGAAAUCUUCCACAACGCCGAUGACUCACCACCAAAACGAAGGAACAUAUACUGGGUUAGAGAAGGGUAGAGUAAGCAUCCCAGAAGUCUACACUACAAAUUGUCUUUUGACCAGACCAAGAUUACAAAGGCCAUCCUCAGCCCUCGACUUUGACGAAUACAUGUCUCACCUGGCAAACAAUGGGCUAGAGGUGUUCUCGAAAUCACUUGAGGAGCCAGCAAAGGUUAUUGCUAAGACCAUCGAAAACUGGUACAAAUUGAGGGGUCUGAUCAACACGAAGGAAAGCAAAGCCACGACACAGGGAACCCUCGAACCUGCGAUCCAGAGGAUCCAGACCGAGAAAUCACUGGGCUCCUCGGCAACGGCCUCCACUCGUUGUACGGUUGAUCAAGUACAACACAAAGAUUCUCUACCUUUCCAGGCAGGGGCAUUGAAUCGUGGCAUGAUGCAUGCACAACAGCAACAACCGCCAUACAACCAGGCAUUCUUCUCUGCUUGGCCUCAAUAUGAUGCAAACUUUGUUACAAGCACUUCGUUUCGUCUUAAUCAGGAAACUGUGGAAGAUGCGAAUCAUUACGCAUUUAAACCAGGGUCUCUCAGAGCCUGCGAAUCCAAGGAUGGCUCAGGUGGCGGGAAGAUGAGUAUACAGUCAAUGAUCAGCACUCAAAGGCCGCACCAGUCGAGACUGGAGAGCACACCUCAAUCAAUGGUAUCCUCUCAGCAAGCGUAUUCCAAUAGCCCCUGGCAGUAUGAUGUCCCACUGGAGGACAUCGAGCUGCUCGUCAACCUCUCUCAAGAUACCCGGCCAAUGGCAGUAAAGAACCGUCUUUAG